UGUACAGGAAAAAAGAGAAAACACCACUGAAAUAAGAUCUAAUAUGCAUUUCCUUUCGAAUUUUGUGCAUCGAAAAUGAAAGCAGAAAAAAAAUCGAAAUCUUUCGUUGCAUGUUUUAAGUUCUUGAGUGAUAAAGUAUUAAAGCGAACAUUUUCUUAAAUCGAUAUUCAAAUUGGGACACAUAAAAUUUGUUCCAUUACGUAUAAAGGGUGUUUCAAUAUGGAUGUCUGAACUUUCUAUUUUUCCAAUAGGGACCAGGGGCAUCCAAGCGUUCAAAAUAUUUGACAAAUGUGUUCAGUAAGGUCCAACAAAUUAACCAUGCAGCGCUGUUUGAAGCGUCGACAAUUUGCGGAUUGGACCCUAGAUCAACUGAAAGCGGAUCCUGAUUUUGGCUCGAAAAUCAUCUUCAGCGACGAGGCGCAUUGUGUUAACAAGCAGAAUUGUCGCAUUUGGGACGCGGAAAAUCCUCGGCACAUUCAAGAGGUUGAAAUGAAACCGCUAAAGUGCACUGUUUGGUGUGCUUUUUGGCCGAGAGGUGUCAUUGGCCCGUACUUUUUUGAGAACGAAGAUGGACAGCGAGUUAAUGUCAAUGCCGAGCGAUAUCAACACAUGAUUCGUGAAUAUUUCUGGCCGAGAUUGCGUCGGGUGAGAACCAGUGGGCUCCUAUUCCAACAAGACGGCGCCUCAUCACACACAAGUCCACCAACAAUCCAGGUUUUGAACGAAAAGUUUGACAAACGCGUAAUAUCGAAAAAUGGAAAAGUUUAUGCAAAUAAUCCGUCGACGAUUGAGGAUUUAAAGGCCAACAUUCGUCACGAAAUCACCAGUGUUCCAGUCGAAAUGUGCCAAAAUGUCAUCAAAAAUUGGGCCGAUCGGAUGGUGUCACUAAAACCCAGCCGGGGCGGUCAUUUGGAUGAUAUCAUUUUCCAUUAUUAAUGUUAUGAAUAGGGCUACAAAUUACAUUAAACA
Sitodiplosis mosellana (orange wheat blossom midge) is the source of this 969-nucleotide messenger RNA. RefSeq lists its product as uncharacterized. NCBI's taxonomy places the organism in Eukaryota, Metazoa, Arthropoda, Insecta, Diptera, Cecidomyiidae. Gene Ontology annotation, molecular function: nucleic acid binding. The transcript is spliced from 2 exons. The coding region runs from base 289 to 936 and encodes 215 amino acids. The record is from RefSeq and is a predicted model, not a curated record.